Metarhizium album ARSEF 1941 is the source of this 1014-nucleotide messenger RNA. Its product is annotated as 2-nitropropane dioxygenase, NPD. NCBI's taxonomy places the organism in Eukaryota, Fungi, Ascomycota, Sordariomycetes, Hypocreales, Clavicipitaceae. The transcript has 6 exons. The record is from RefSeq and is a predicted model, not a curated record. Gene Ontology annotation, molecular function: nitronate monooxygenase activity. Bases 1 to 1014 code for a protein of 337 amino acids.
AUGUCGCCAAACAAGCUGCAAGAAUGGUUUCCCUGGGUUCAAACGCCCGUGGUUUGCAGCGCGCCCAUGAUGGGCGUCGCCACGGUUGAGCUGGCGACGCAACAGCUCGCCGCGCUGGCCGCCAACCUGACGACGAGCAGAGCACUCCUCGGGACCAGCGACGGCGGGCGCGCCGACGUAGGAGUCGGCUUUCUCACCGGUCACGCAUCCGUAGCCUCCUUCGCCGAGACUGCCGUCCCCGUUGUUGCGGAGCAUCGACCCGCGGCCGUCUGGCUCUUCGCGCCAAACCAACACGUCAAGCCGCACGGAAACAUCAUCAGGGCUUUGAAGGCCCUGGACCCGGCCCCCAGAGUGUUUGUCCAGGUGGGCAACGUGGCCGCGGCGAGGGAGGCCGUCCGGGACGGCGCAGACGCCAUCGUCUGCCAGGGCAUAGACGCCGGCGGGCACCAGUUCAGACGGGGCGCGGGCGUCGUCACGAUCGUCCCCGAGGCGAGGGAGAUGCUGGAGCGGGCGCCCCGCGGGAGCGAGGUCUGCGUGCUGGCAGCCGGGGGGAUAGUCGACGGGAGAGGCCUGGCCGCCGCCAUGGCGUUGGGCGCCUACGGAGUCGUCAUGGGCACGAGGUUUACCGUCGCUCGAGAAUCCGCGUACCCCGACUUUCGGAAGCACUUGGUCCUGAGUGCCGUUGACGGCGGCAUCUCAACCCUCAAGUCCCCUUUCAACGAUGAGAUCAACAACAGCGCCUUGUACGAAGCCCUCUGGGGCGCUCACUACGACGGCCGCUCCGUCGUGAGCACUAUCCAUGAGCAGUUCUUGGCUGGUUCGACCUUGGAGGACCUGCGGAAGAGCUUGGCCGAGGAUUACUCCAAAGACGACGCGGCCAAGUUGAUCAACACGUGGGCCGGAACUGGCGUCGGCCUCGUCAAAGAGGUCCUCCCAGCGGGUGAAAUCGUCCAAGAAGCCCGCGAAACCGCCAAGCGAACGAUCCGCGAGCUCGUGGGACAGUUGUGUGAGUGA